Messenger RNA from Mercurialis annua (annual mercury), 1361 nucleotides. Its product is annotated as ras-related protein RABA1f. Lineage: Eukaryota; Viridiplantae; Streptophyta; Magnoliopsida; Malpighiales; Euphorbiaceae. The record is from RefSeq and is a predicted model, not a curated record. Gene Ontology annotation, cellular component: endosome. Gene Ontology annotation, molecular function: GTP binding; GTPase activity. The coding region runs from base 296 to 946 and encodes 216 amino acids. The transcript is spliced from 2 exons.
UACAAACACCAUUCUCUCCUCCAAAUCUAAUCUCUCCUUUUUAUACAAAUCACAAGCGGCUCUCUCUCUCUACAACGUCAACAUUUUUUAAAAUUCAAAUAACAAAAUCAUCGACAAACAACAAUAUUUAUUCUUAGAUUUCCACAGAUACAUAUAAAUCAAGCAAUCCGAGACCGACCCAUUUCCCUUUGAUCUUCAUUUUUCGAUACCCACAUUUUCAAUUUUGUUGGGCAUCACCAAAUUUUGAAUUUUUUUUUUGAUAUCACCCAUUAUUUGAUCUCCAUUUUCAAUAAAAAUGGGGGCUUAUAGAGCAGAUGAUGACUAUGAUUACUUGUUUAAGGUGGUUUUAAUCGGCGAUUCGGGUGUCGGAAAAUCAAAUCUGUUGUCUAGAUUCACCAAAAAUGAAUUUAGUCUUGAAUCUAAAUCCACCAUUGGUGUUGAAUUUGCUACUCGUAGUAUUCAUGUUGAUGAUAAGGUUGUUAAGGCUCAGAUUUGGGACACUGCUGGUCAAGAAAGAUAUCGGGCCAUCACUAGUGCAUACUACAGAGGAGCUGUUGGCGCCUUGCUCGUCUAUGAUGUCACUCGACAUGUCACCUUUGAGAAUGUGGAAAGAUGGUUGAAGGAGCUCCGAGAUCACACUGAUUCCAACAUUGUUAUUAUGCUUGUAGGAAACAAGGCAGAUUUACGACACUUACGCGCAGUUACGACUGAGGAUGCCAAGGCAUUUGCUGAGAGAGAGAGCACCUUCUUUAUGGAAACCUCUGCACUGGAGUCCUUGAAUGUCGAAAACGCAUUUACUGAAGUCCUAAGUCAGAUAUAUCGUGUUGUCAGCCGAAAGGCUCUUGAUGUAGGGGAUGACCCUGCAGCAUUACCAAAAGGACAGACUAUUAACGUCAACAAAGAUGAUGUGUCGGCUGUUAAAAAAGUCGGAUGCUGCUCCGCAUAGACUAACUGAAGUCUCGAGGAGGGAAUAUUAUUUUCUGCUGUUGAUGGUUAUCUUCAGUGUCUUGAAGGUGCCUUCAUUUUUCUCUCGGAUAUGUUCGAAAGAGGCCAUUUGUAGCUUGCUGGCAUGCUUUAGAGAUUUUAAACUUGCUUUAAAUGCAGAGACAGAUAUUAAGUGUUGAGAUCCAAUAGAUUAUCAUGUUAAGAUCCAGUAUAUUAUUACGUUAAGAUACGAUAGAUUCACAUUUCGUUGCAUUUCUUGUUUCUCCGUUAUUCUUUCGGUUGAUUGUUUUCUUGGAGUGGUGUUGUAAUCUGUAGCCGGAUCCAACCCUCUAGGUUAGGCUGCUCUCAUUUGAGAAUUUAUGUCAAGAUUGAUCUUUUGUUUUACCUGGUUGAUUAAUAAUUUAUUAGCUUGUUCA